Acyrthosiphon pisum (pea aphid) is the source of this 643-nucleotide messenger RNA. RefSeq names its product RING-H2 finger protein ATL5-like. The record is from RefSeq and is a predicted model, not a curated record. The transcript is spliced from 3 exons. Lineage: Eukaryota; Metazoa; Arthropoda; Insecta; Hemiptera; Aphididae. The coding region runs from base 389 to 643 and encodes 84 amino acids.
CGCGUUUCCGUGUGGCGUGAAAAUUAUUGUGAUAGCAAUAAAUAUUUUAGUAAACCGCUCGGACAUUAUAAUAUUGUUUAGACGUAUUCGAUUGCCUUUUAUUGCGUUUUCGUUCCGCACGCCGUUCGUUUUUGCAGUCGGGUCAUUGAAUUCUCCACCGCCCGACCACGACUGUUCAACGCGCGUUGUCGCCUUGUCGUUCGCAACGCGCCGCCGAGUCUUUAGUUUGUGUACCCGUGGACGAUUUGCGCAGUUGAUUCACGACGGUUGUUCCGUUUUCGGUCUCGUACUGUAAUAUAGGUAAUCGUCAUUGUAGUACCUACGCUUUAGUUUAUACUUUUUUGUCGCCGCCGGUGGUCCCCGCCAAGUAAUAGUUUAUUAUACCAGCAUGCCGCCAUCAACAGUGACAAUCUUCUCUUGCUCAAUUUGUUUUGAACCUUUAGGAGAAUCUACGUCUUGCUUUGUAAAAUGUGGACACGUAUUCCACCUUGAUUGUAUUGAGGAAUGGUUUUAUAGAUCAGAGACACAGGAACACUCAUGUCCAAAUUGUAGAAUCAUUGUAGAACCAAUAAUCACACUUAAUCCAUUGAUCAAUGAAAGCUAUAAACUUAUAACCACAGAAGAACUGGAUUCGUUACGGUAA